AUGGAAGAACCGCGAACAUCCAUUGUCUUCCAAGCACAAGAAGAAAUGACAGGUCAACGUCAUUCAGAAGUGGCAGACGAAGAGCGCCGCCUGCACAUCCUUCACAGUAUAGCCAAACUGGAGGGAAAUUCAAAGCCGUUAGUGGCUCAGACAUCGCCGAUCAAGAAAGUCAACCCUCCCCGCCAACCAGGGCUAAAUCGAUGCAAAAUACAAUCAAAUCCCCAUCCGUUUCCGCUGGCUCCCUAUCCAACUGGCCUUCAGAGUUUCGCACCUACUCUUCCGGUCCCUUACUUUUGUUACCCCCCAUUCGCCCCUAACAACGUGGCAAUCAUGCCGUCUUCCAUGAUGACUUAUCCGAUUUACCUGCCGAUGACCUCUGGGCCUCUAGUCUCGAAACAUUCAACUGCUCCCUCCCCGGAACUCCGUAAAGAUUCAAGCUUCCCAAGAACCAAACCAACCAGUACUCUACCCGCUACUCCAAGGCAAUUGGCCUCAAAUAAUGAAACUAUGAAGACUCCCGAAAGAUCUAGUCGAGCUCAGUCGUCUAUGCCAUCUCUUGAAAGCACUCCAGAGUCCAUUCUGCAGACACCAUCCCCCAUAAAUAGUUACAACCCAGCGUCGAAACAACAAAUCCAAUACCAACAGCGGUUUAGCGCAGAACCUUUAGAAACCUGUCGGCCUCGCCAUUCCCACUGUCUUCAAAGUCACACGCCAUCUAGAGAUGAUAAAAUGAGGACGCGAGCUCCGAUCGAGCGCCGAAGCUGCCACAAUGCCUCAGAUAAGAAAAUCACCGAUAAUUACGAAAACUUGAUCAAAUCUGGCAAUUAUGGAUUGCAACUCGAAUCCAAAAAAACCGGAGUGAAGCUGGCCGAGAAGAAAAGGUUGACGAUCAACGAGUUGAAGUUCUUAGAAGUUCUGCCACCUCUACCCCCUCGCCCCGAACUUCAAAGAUCUUCAUUAUCAUCGUCAUCUAAUCUCUCCUUCGCGCCUAAGUCAAAAAAGAAGCAAGACAAAUUUGCUUGGUUUGAUUAUUGUAAGCCUUCGAAGCUCUCUGAUCAACUCACAUGUGUGCUCUUUCUCGACAUCGUCUUUUGCUCAGGCCUCGACCAAGGAUGA
Puccinia triticina is the source of this 1116-nucleotide messenger RNA. RefSeq lists its product as uncharacterized. Bases 1 to 1116 code for a protein of 371 amino acids. The record is from RefSeq and is a predicted model, not a curated record. The transcript is spliced from 2 exons. Lineage: Eukaryota; Fungi; Basidiomycota; Pucciniomycetes; Pucciniales; Pucciniaceae.